Molecule: messenger RNA, 1662 nt
Organism: Onychomys torridus (southern grasshopper mouse)
Lineage: Eukaryota; Metazoa; Chordata; Mammalia; Rodentia; Cricetidae
Gene: Il18r1
Product: interleukin 18 receptor 1
Exons: 10
Coding region: 1-1611 (536 amino acids)
Biological process (GO): interleukin-18-mediated signaling pathway; positive regulation of type II interferon production
Molecular function (GO): interleukin-18 binding; interleukin-18 receptor activity
Source: RefSeq, a predicted model, not a curated record
AUGCUUCGUGGAGAAUUAUUCUUGUUACUCUGUAUUCUCACUGUUACAAGUGCCUCAAAAAUUUGCAUUCGCCGCCCCCAAAUUCACGCAAUGGAGGGAGAACCUUUUUAUUUGAAGUUCUGUGAAACAUCUUCACCCGUGCACAAGAAUGAAACAGCCACUAUAAGAUGGCUCAAAAGCAAUGCUUUCCAUGAAUACGAGGAGCUGAACACUAAAAGUUCAUCCAGAAUUACUUUCAAUGGUUAUGAUUUGGAAUUCUGGCCAGUUAAGCUAGAGGACAAGGGAACAUACAUUUCCCAAGUGGGAAAGGAUUAUCAAAAUUGGACCCUAACUGUCAUCCCAAGAAAUAAACACAGCUGUUUUUCUGAAAAACUUGUGACAAAUAGAAAUGUGGAAGUCAAGAAAGCUUUGCACAUACCAUGUGAAAAUCCUAACUACAGUGAGCUGAUCAACCACAUAUCACUAUAUAAGAACUGCAAAGAAAUCAUAAAUCCCCCAGUGAUCGAGAAGGAUGCUGAAUUUGGAGAUGUGGGUUAUUACUCUUGUGUAUUUUUUGUCCACCAUAAUGGGAAACAGUACAACAUCACCAAGACCAUCAAUAUAACAGUUAUUGAAGGGAACACUAAAAUAACUCCAGCUAUUUUGGGACAAAAGUUUGAGACUGUUGAAGUAGAACUAGGAAAAGAUGUGGAACUUAACUGCACUGCUUUACUGAAUAAAAAUGAUAUGUUUUAUUGGAACAUCCUGAACAACUAUUCAGAUCCUAAUGUGCAUGAAGACGUGAACAAGACAACUUGGACUUUUGAAGGCAAACUGCAUGCUUUUAAAAUAUUGAGAAUUGGUAAUAUUACUGAAAAGAAUCUCAGUGUUUUAUAUAAUUGCACGGUGGCCAAUGAAGAAGCCACGGACACCAAAAGCUUCAGGUUGGUGAGGAAAGAAAUGGUUGAUAUCCCAGGACAUGUCUUUAUGAGAGCAAUAAUCAUGGCAGUUUUCAUCUCUGUGGCAGUCGUGUGUGGGGUGACUUUGUGUGUCAUUUAUAAAGUCGACUUGGUUCUAUUCUAUAGACGCUUGGUGGAUAGAGAUGAGACAUUAACAGAUGGUAAAACAUACGAUGCUUUUGUGUCUUACCUGAAAGAGUGUCAUCCUGAGAAUGGAGAAGAACAUACUUUUGCUGUGGAGACAUUACCCAGGGUCCUGGAGAAACAAUUUGGGUACAAGUUAUGCAUAUUUGAAAGAGAUGUGGUGCCUGGUGGAGCUAUUGUUGAUGAAAUCCAUUCACUGAUAGAGAAAAGCCGGAGGCUCAUCAUCAUCCUCAGCAAAAGCUACCUGACUAACGAGACCAGGCUCGAACUUGAGAGUGGACUCCAUGAAGCGCUGGUGGAGAGAAAGAUUAAAAUCAUCUUAAUCGAGUUUACUCCAACCAGCAGCUGCACUUUCCUGCCCCCAUCGCUGAAGCUCCUGAAACCUUAUAGAGUUCUGAAGUGGAAAGCUGACAAGUCCCGUUCUUACAACUCGAGGUUCUGGAAGAAUCUUCUUUACUUGAUGCCGGCCAAGGCCGUCAAGCCAUGGAGAGAAGAGUCUGAAGCAUUGCCAGUUCUUUCAGAACCUUGAUCCUCAGCAAAGCUGGGUGUCAAAAGGAACUGAGGCACUGCUUGAGGCUGA